CCUCUUUUUUUGAGGUUCUUCUCUGCCUGCGAUUGUGCAGAGAAGAGAAAGAGAGGAUGAAGACCACACUCAAUAGCAAAAGCCCUUUUCUUACUUCUGCUUCGACUUCAAUUUGCAAUCGAUUCCCAUUGAGAUCCACCGAGUCCUUUACCCGUUCAGAAACCCUCACCCUAAUUCUGCUUUAGCUGCAAGUUCUCGUUCUCGGCGAAAUGGUACCCAAUGAAGGGGAUGUUGCAACAGAAAAGAGAAAGGCUGAAGACUAUAUUGUCACAAAAGAAAAGAAGACGAAGAAGAAGAAAAAGAAGCCAGUUGCUACUCCUCGUCCUGCAUGCUCAUGGGUGUACUUUAGCCGGGAGUUUAUCAAGGAGUAUAGUGCUUCCCAUCCUGAGUCCUCUGGUCUUAAAGCUGCCACAAAGGCUGCAUCGGAUGCUUGGAAGUGUAUGGGCUUUGAAGAGAAAGCAAAAUACACUAAUCAUGCUCGUGAAGUGUGGGAUAACUACUUGAGUACAACUACUGCUCGCACCCCCAAGCCAAAGAAACAGCGCCUCACACCUGAGCAGAAGACUGCAGUGAAGAGCAUGGGAUUUGGCAGCCUCCUCGACCUAAGAUGUAGGACACUCCGCCGUAGUUUGUGCCUAUGGUUAUUGGAGAGGUUCAACACUACAAGACGCAGCUUGGAGAUUUGUGGUGAGAGGAUUCCUUUAUCUCCAAACGAUGUGGAGCAUGUGAUGGGAUUAGUAGCUAGUGGAAAAGAUGUAGUGAACUCAGGGCCAGAUGAUUUAAUCGCAGACUUACGUUAUAGUUUCAAUGCUACAAAUCGUGGGAUCUCAGUGCGACUUCUAGAGGAGCGACUGGCAGCUCCAGAAGCAGGAGACAAUUUUAAGAGGUCAUUUGUCCUCUAUGCCUUGGGCACUCUUUUGUCCCCAACAGCGAGGUUGGAUGUUAGCCCAUCAUUCCUCCAUUUUUUGACAAAUAUGGAUGUUGUCCAUCAGUACAACUGGGGAAAAUUCUUGCUUGACCGGCUAGUUCGAGAAGUAUCUCGCUUUCGUCAAGGGAAGCAAAGGGCAGUUGGUGGUUGUCUUUUGUUUCUCCAGCUCUUUUACUAUGAGAGCAUCUCUGUUGAUGGACCAGGUCCUUUGGCCACUGCAGUCGUUCCAUGCUUGUCUUCAUGGGGUGAGGAGGAGAUUACUGAGAGAGAAAGACGAGAAAGAGAGCUAGGUGGUUAUGGUUUAGGAGAGGUGAUCUGCAAGGAACGUUGUCUUGGCAUGGAGCCCUCAGAGUGCAGGGAUCAAUUGGAUUGCCCACCAGUACACAGCACAACCACCACGGUUGCGCCUGGCCCUACUUUUGGCCAGGAGGGGAAUCAGGCUGACAAAGCAAAAAUGAAUGGGCAGAUUACUAUGCGUGAGGAAGAUAUGCCAAUUCUUAUCAGGAGUAAAGAUGUGGUCUGUGGGGAUAUUGAGGUGGUUGUUGAUUCAGUCAGAAUGGCUUGCAGGAACAGAGAGUAUGGGUGCAAUGAAACAGUGGAUUACAUUAACAACUUCCAUGAAGAAACAUGCACUUACGCUCCAUGUUCAUGCCCGCUGCCAGAUUGCAACUUUGUUGGUUCAACUGAUCAGUUGUCACUACACUUCAGCAGUAAACAUUGGGAUUCUGGAAGGCGCUUCAGGUAUAAUGUGCCGUUGGCCGUCUCCUUAAGGAUGAAGGAGCAAUUCCUUGUUCUUCAAGCAGAAGAGGAUGGUGUUCUUUUUCUCCUCAACAAGAGUGUUGAAAGUAUUGGGAACACGGUCAUGUUAACCUGUGUUGGGCCAAGCUCUUCAAAGGCAAGGUUCUUGUAUGAUCUUGUAUCGGUAAGAGGAAGCAGCUGUUUGAGAUUAAAGUCAGUGACGGAGAAUUUUCCUGAACGGUUAGAAGGUUUUCCGCCAAUGGAUUUUCUUCUAAUUCCAUUUCUUUAUAUUAGUUGUUCUGGGCAUAUCAACUUGGAAGUCUGUAUAUGGAAUUCUACAGAUAUUGAUGCUGACUGUCCUUAAUUAGUAUAUAACUUGCAAUGAAA
Messenger RNA from Carya illinoinensis, 2053 nucleotides. RefSeq lists its product as uncharacterized. The transcript has a single exon. The record is from RefSeq and is a predicted model, not a curated record. Gene Ontology annotation, molecular function: zinc ion binding. The coding region runs from base 210 to 2030 and encodes 606 amino acids. Lineage: Eukaryota; Viridiplantae; Streptophyta; Magnoliopsida; Fagales; Juglandaceae.